ACCGGAAGGCGUUGGGAGCCGGACCGGAAGGGAAAACGGCCUCUGACGGCGCUCGUGGCCUCCGCCCGGGAAGGACGCCGCCGGCAUGUCCGCCUUCGUGGACUUCAAAACCUAUGUGGAUCAAGCAUGUAGAGCAGCAGAAGAAUUUGCAAAUAUUUAUUAUGAAACCAUGGAUAAAAGAAGGCGGAUAUUAACCAGACUCUACACCGAUGAUGCGACUCUAGUUUGGAAUGGGAAUGCCGUAUCUGGCCAAGAAGCUCUUGCCAAAUUCUUUGAGAUGUUACCAUCUAGUGACUUUCAAGUGAACACGUUUGAUUGCCAGCCUGUUCAUGAGCAAGCAACUCAGAAUCAGACUACAGUUCUCGUUGUGACCUGCGGGACCGUUAAAUUUGAUGGGAAUAAGCAACAGUACUUCAACCAGAACUUCUUGCUAACAGAACAGACCACGAAUAAUAACACAGUCUGGAAAGUCAUGAGUGAUUGUCUCCGUUUCCAAGAAACCCCUCAUUAGUGAGAGGAGCAACCGUGGGUGUCUUCGUCUGGAUUUUUUAUUUUUAUUUUUUAAGUAGCCCUGGCUUUUGGGGACGAGCCUAUUGAGUAUGGAAAUUCAUCUGUCUCUCCACACCUCUUUGUACGUUUCGCAGCUUGUAGAAUACGUUUUGUUUUUUAAAUGAAAGAACUUCCUUGCUUUCAAGGUUUCGUUAGGCUGCAUCGCAACGAAAAGACUUCCAGUUUAAUUAUAUUGAUUAGCUCUUUAGGUGACAGUGGAAUCAAUUUUGUAAGUGUUCUGUGCACUUUCUGACAUUAACAGAUUUCGAAUUUGAUACAUGGCGGACCCUCCUCCUCCUCUGCAUAUUUGGGGAGAAAUGCUAUGAGGCACAAGUUUUGUUUACUUCAGUGAGAAUUAAAAAUGAUGGUGGGAGAGACAAA
Protobothrops mucrosquamatus (brown spotted pit viper) is the source of this 930-nucleotide messenger RNA. It is a transcript of the gene NXT2, whose product is annotated as nuclear transport factor 2 like export factor 2. Bases 86 to 511 code for a protein of 141 amino acids. The record is from RefSeq and is a predicted model, not a curated record. Gene Ontology annotation, cellular component: nuclear pore central transport channel. The transcript has 4 exons. Lineage: Eukaryota; Metazoa; Chordata; Lepidosauria; Squamata; Viperidae. Gene Ontology annotation, biological process: protein import into nucleus.